Rhipicephalus sanguineus (brown dog tick) is the source of this 2958-nucleotide messenger RNA. It is a transcript of the gene Invadolysin, whose product is annotated as leishmanolysin-like peptidase. Bases 179 to 2131 code for a protein of 650 amino acids. Gene Ontology annotation, molecular function: metalloendopeptidase activity. Gene Ontology annotation, cellular component: membrane; cytoplasm. Gene Ontology annotation, biological process: proteolysis; cell adhesion. Lineage: Eukaryota; Metazoa; Arthropoda; Arachnida; Ixodida; Ixodidae. The transcript is spliced from 18 exons. The record is from RefSeq and is a predicted model, not a curated record.
AGUCGAGCUGUCGACAUACAAGACGCGCUAGAGACGUGCUUUGCAACCGGAAGGCGUCUCCGGCUGUGGCGAGCGGCCGAUGGUACGAUCAGAUUGGAGUAGUGUGUAGUGUAGCUGUGGCUCGGUUAGGGGGGGACGGAGCGUUUUCAAUGGGGUAAAAUCGAAACCCUCCAGCUCGAUGAAGUUCGUCGCGUACUGGGCUCUCAUCACGUCGUGCUUCACGUGCGUUCGAUGCUUCCGUUGCAGCUACGUCCCGCCAAAGAUCGAAGACGUGCUUAACCCGGUGCAUUUGGAACCUUCAUCGCAUGUAAGAAAACGGAGCAUUAGCCAGCCCCUAAGAAUCAAGGUGUUUUACGAUAGGAGCGUUUACAGGUUGCCGCCGGAGAAAUUUGGGAUAAUAAAUGACACAAUCUUGCCUGAGGCACUUGCUUACUGGGAGAGGACUCUUAUGGUCAGGCCAACCCUAGUGCCUAUAAGGUUGAACAGGAAAUGUCCAAACAACCAAGCCUUCUCGCCUGACCAGGACCCGUACCUUUACUGCAACGAAUAUUGCGAGAUCGAAACAACCUGUGGAGAGGUAGUCGUUCCUUAUGAGCACUUGGAGCCUUGCAGAGUAUGUGACCGCACAGGACGCUAUUGCCAGACACAGGGGAGUGCUGGCCGAGGCAUACCCGAUGCUGACUUCGUGUUUUACGUGUCAGCCAUGCAGACUGAUCGCUGCUUCAAGGGCCAAACCGUUGCUUAUGCGGCCCAUUGUCAACAGGAAGCGUCGACUGAUAGACCUAUUGCUGGCCACGCAAAUCUCUGCCCCGACUCAAUCUCCACAAAGCCACAAGAUAUGGACACUCUACUAUCCACUGUGAAACACGAAAUUCUUCAUGCCUUGGGUUUUUCCGUGAGUCUGUACGCCUACUUUCGCGACAAAAAUGGCUACCCACUCACACCUCGAGAACGGAAUGGGAAACCAGCGGUGAACAAAGAACUGCAGACUCACAAGUGGAGUGACCGUGUCAUGAAAAAAGUUGUUAGGCAUGACUGGAAGAUACACGGCGGAUCUAUGAGGAAGGAAUUUUGGAUCAUGGUUACACCUCGUGUUGUGGCAAAAGUUAAGCUCCAUUUCAACUGCUCAGAGCUUAAAGGUGCAGAGAUGGAAGAUCAAGGGGAAGAUGGGACGAGGCUGACUCAUUGGGAGAAGCGGCUCUUUGAGAAUGAAGCAAUGACUGGAACUCAUACCCAGAAUCCAGUGUAUUCAAGGAUCACCUUGGCUCUCAUGGAGGAUACAGGGUGGUACCUUCCAAACUAUGACCAAGCACAGCCACUGAAGUGGGGCCACAACCUUGGCUGUGACUUUGCUCUCAAGAGCUGCAAGGAGUGGAUAGACAACCGUCGAGAGAGGGGCCUUACCAUCCAUCCCUUUUGUGACAAGGUGAAGAAAGACCCCUUGGAAACGGAGUGCACGGAGAGUCGAGAUUCUGUUGCCUUGUGUAAUCUAGUCGACCACGGUGAAUACCUGCAUAAGAAGUUUCAGAAUUUCGAUUAUAUCCCAGGUGUGCCUUCCGCUGACCUUGGCAGAUACGGUGGUUCCGUAAUACUGGCAGACUAUUGCCCUUACAUUCAGGAGUUCACUUGGAAAUCGAAAAACACUGUCGUGCGAGGAUCACAGUGCCAGUUUGAAGAGAACAAUCCUCAGGAUGAGAAGAACUUUGCGCUGGAGUACUAUGGGCCUGGCUCCAAGUGCUUCAACCACAACAAGGAGAUGUGGCAGGAACGCACUUGCAGCCAAGUGCGCCAGUGGCAGCACUGGGGCAGCGGUUGCUACAGGUACUCGUGCUCCAAUGGGCGGCUGCACAUAGAGGUGGCCAACCACACGUAUACGUGCUACCAUUCCAAGCAAGAGAUCCGGAUCCAGCUGUACGCCAACGGCUGGCUCCACAUUGGUGCUAUCGUGUGUCCGUCGUGCCGAGACGUCUGCGCAGACGAAGGCAUGGAGUGUGAUGCAGACUUGGUGAAGGCAAGUUACAUCCAGGCCGAGAAACAGUUCCACAAAGACAUGCUGUAUUGCCACAGUGUGGACCUUCACGCUAGCACCAUGCUGUGCUUAGUGCUAUGCCUUCUGUCUGUCAUUAGGUGACGAAUGCUUUUCACUUGGGAUGUGAGGUGAAGUUCACCUGUCACGGUCGUUUUGUGACAAAGGAGCAAACUUACCAGAAAGUGUGCAAGUUCAACGUGAUCAUCAAUGACAGCUAAAGUGCAGCACAGGUAGUGUAAAAACAGCCUCUGCAAAGCCCAUCAUUCCCAUUGUGACAAGUUAGCCCAGUGCCGCACAUGCAAUGAUCACAAUGCUAAUUCGUCGUAGCAGAAACACAGCAUAUUCCUUUUUAGUGAUGUAGGGCAGGGGUACACUCACACUUCAGUCGUGGCACAGCGCAAGAACUCAUCAUGGUGUCAUACUAACUUUUGUUUUUGUAAUUAUCAGCCCAGAAAUAAGUAAAUCUUAAGUCAUUAAAUAAGAUAAGUAGGGACCAUCUUGAAACCUUGGCUUUUUGAACUUGGAAUCAGCUUGUCUGUCCAUCUGCACCUUGUGAUGCCGGUUGACAUCACAGUGUCGACUGGUAAAACCUACACGAUGAGAGGUUUCGACGCUUUACAAUGCACAUACAGGCCUUUGUUAGAGAACAAAACAAGGGGAGAUUUGGGUGCGUUUUGCACAGCGUUGGAACAGAGCAUUUGGCGAGGGAUCCAAUUUAAUCGGCUUAGUCACAUGUUGUCCCCACAAGAAAAGUCUUUUUGCAGUCAUUUAUCCACAGUCCCUGCGUAGUCACCUUAAUCUUCUAUUUUGCUAGCGUACUCACGAAUGUGCUGUGCACUCCUCUUCCAGAAAAUCUGCCAAUGGCAGGUUUCAUACGUGUGGGAAGAUAAUGUAGGGUGUGUGUGUGUGUGUGUGUGUGUGUGUGUGUG